UCAUGAUCCCGCCCUUUAUGGUGUCUCACAGAUAUUCCUCCGUCCGUGUCCCACUUUCGUUCCACACCGGGUUGUGAUUCCUCAGCUAACCGAGUGCUGCCACCAUGACCGCCCGCGUUCUAGUCGGUGUAAAGCGGGUUAUUGACUACGCCGUAAAGAUUCGAGUUAAGCCUGACAAAACCGGCGUGGUGACGGAUGGCGUGAAGCACUCGAUGAACCCUUUCUGUGAGAUUGCGGUAGAGGAGGCUGUCAGGAUGAAGGAGAAGAAGCUGGUGAAGGAGAUUGUGGCUGUGAGCUGUGGACCUCAGCAAGUGCAGGAGACCAUCCGCACAGCACUGGCUAUGGGGGCAGACCGCGGCAUUCACGUUGAGGUUUACGGAAAGGACUACGAGUCUCUCGGGCCUCUGCAGGUAUCCAAGAUCCUCGCCGCUUUGGCCAAGAAAGAAGAGGCUUCUCUCAUCAUCCUCGGGAAACAGGCCAUUGACGAUGACUGUAAUCAGACGGGUCAGAUGACAGCCGCUCUGUUGGACUGGCCCCAGGGGACCUUCGCCUCCGAGGUGGCGUUCGAUGGAGAUAAGCUGAAAGUGGUGCGCGAGGUCGACGGAGGACUGGAGACCAUUAAAAUCAACAUGCCUGCGGUGGUGACCGCCGACCUUCGCCUCAACACUCCCCGAUACGCCACGCUGCCGAACAUCAUGAAAGCCAAGAAAAAGAAGAUCGAGAACAUGAAGCCGGGAGACCUGGGAGUGGACGUGAGCUCUCGGUUGGAGGUGGUGCGGGUGGACGAGCCUCCACAGAGGCAGGCUGGAAUGAAAGUGGAGUCGGUGGAGGAGCUGGUGAGCAAACUAAAGGAGGCAGGAAGGAUAUAAAGGCAGAGGGAGCAGACGGAGCUGUGCUCAUAGUCAACGAGGUUUUUUCCCCCUCUUUCUUUUCCCGAGUCUCCACAAACCCCACUCUCAACCUCCGUGGACGUUCCUGCCAUAUCUCAACCCUCUCACCGAUCCUCCGACCAGCCGGCUGUAGCAGCGUCUGCUUCCUUCUGAACACUGAAUCCAUCAUUAUUUCUAAUCCUGGUCCAAAUAACCAUUACAUCGGUCUUUGUAGCAAUUUCUCUGCUGUAUCACACCCAGUUUCGCUGCACGAUCCAGCGUAGAUUAACGCUGAGAGAUAUUUUCUCAUGUUUGAGAAACUGAUUACUGAUCUAUGAACAGUUUUUUUGCUUUCGAAGCUGUGUUUAGUUAACUUAUUUGCUAUUCAUAUCGGAAAACUUCCUAGAUUAGCACUAAGAUUUAAGCGUACGGAUCUCAUUAACUUGUCCGUCCUGCGUCAGUUUCUGUUUGAAAGAUCGGAAUAUUCAUAUGACCUCUUUGUUUUUGUGUCUGUCGCCCUAAAUUCUUUAUAAUUAAAGGGCAUUUCUAAUUAACACCACACACAAUCUCUUCUUAAAUGUAGAUAAAUCACACACAUUUUCAGCUUGUAUAGUUUGGAAGUCAUAUACUGCAGAGUGUCUCUCAGCUUGGACCAGACCUCUAGAAACAAGCUGUUUUUAUCACGUAUGCCUCUGGUUUUGAGUUUUGAUUGUACAGUAUCUAACUGUGGGAAAUAAAAUCUCUGUCCUUUUCA
Tachysurus fulvidraco (yellow catfish) is the source of this 1623-nucleotide messenger RNA. It is a transcript of the gene etfb, whose product is annotated as electron transfer flavoprotein subunit beta. Gene Ontology annotation, cellular component: cytosol. Bases 105 to 869 code for a protein of 254 amino acids. Gene Ontology annotation, molecular function: electron transfer activity. The transcript has 7 exons. NCBI's taxonomy places the organism in Eukaryota, Metazoa, Chordata, Actinopteri, Siluriformes, Bagridae. The record is from RefSeq and is a predicted model, not a curated record.